AUGGACUUGCUUCCCUGGGUGGAUGUCUUCGUUUCCUCCCUUUGCCUCCUCUGCCUGCUCGCCACGCAGAUCAGGAACAAGUUGCCGCGUGAUGGACCCGCCGUGCAGGUGAAUUGCGAGGCCGUGGGCUAUCUCCUGGAUGCAGCAGUGGCGAACGGCGCAGACCUGGCACAGACAAGCGCACGCGCGAGCGCAUGGAACCCAGUGCACAUGCGAUCAGGGUGGGCGUGGCUGGAUGUGAAGUACUUGUUGCAAGAACAGUUUGCAGCACAGUCGUCUGAAGUCUUUGCCGUCUUCGUGUUGGGGCGAAGAUCCCUGGUCUCCCUUUUCGAGACUUGGCGGCUCCGGGAGCUUGAAGGCUUCGCGUUCACAGCAGAGGCUUUGGAGGUCCAGAUUCUGAUCAAUGGCCUUGGCUCGAUGGCGAAGGCAUGGAAUCAGGAGGGCGAACGUCGGCUGCGUGGUCAAAGCCAGGUGGAUUACACCAUCAUCCGGCCUGGCUACAUGGGAAAGGUGGAUGCCACCCUAGACGACGAGGUUUCGCUGGCUCUGGCGGAUGAUGGGGGUGAUCUGAAAGUGUCGGCCAUUCCGCACCGCUGUGUGGCUGAGCUCUGCGUGCGAUGCCUCGCCUACCCCAACGCGGCGCGUGCCACACUGGUGGCGAUGACGCAGCCCGGGGACGGUCCAAGGACCUGGGAGCCCUUGCUUGAGAAGGUUGCACCGGACCGUCGAGAAUUCCCAGGCCCGGAGCUCCUGGGUGAGCAUUACGCGGCGGUGCGCACUGCUUUGGCGUCUGGUUUAGUACUCGGUGUCAGCGCAGCUGCCCUUGUCGCAAGAUCGCUGCAGUGA
This is a messenger RNA of Symbiodinium sp. CCMP2592, 846 nucleotides long. NCBI's taxonomy places the organism in Eukaryota, Dinophyceae, Suessiales, Symbiodiniaceae. The record is from the annotation of a GenBank genome assembly.